Vicia villosa (hairy vetch) is the source of this 7848-nucleotide messenger RNA. RefSeq lists its product as uncharacterized. Gene Ontology annotation, molecular function: ADP binding; ATP hydrolysis activity; protein binding. The record is from RefSeq and is a predicted model, not a curated record. The transcript is spliced from 9 exons. NCBI's taxonomy places the organism in Eukaryota, Viridiplantae, Streptophyta, Magnoliopsida, Fabales, Fabaceae. The coding region runs from base 150 to 6587 and encodes 2145 amino acids. Gene Ontology annotation, biological process: defense response; signal transduction.
AGAUAACAUUCCAAUUUAAGUGGAGUAGGAUUGAAGAAAAUCUUUGAAAUUUCAACAACGCUUGUUCAUUACUAUCCACUCACUGUAUGCUUGUUUCAGUUCAAGUAUUAAAAUUCACAAUCUAUCCUCUAAAAACUUAGGUUAUUCCGAUGGCUAGCAGUAGCAGAAACUCUUCAACUUUAGCUCUAAGAAAUAACUAUGAUGUGUUUGUGAGCUUCAGAGGUGAAGACACUCGCUACAAUUUUACCGAUUUUCUUUUUGACGCCCUCCAAACAAAAGGAAUUUUCGCAUUUAGAGAUGACAAUAAUCUUCCAAAAGGUGAAUCCAUUAGACCCGAGCUCCUCCAUGCAAUCCAACACUCUCACAUUUAUGUUGUCGUCUUCUCAAGGAACUAUGCCUCCUCAACUUGGUGCUUGCAAGAAUUGGAAAGUAUAUGUGAAUGCGUUCAAGUGUCUGGAAAACAUAUUCUUCCUGUUUUCUAUGAUGUUGAUCCUUCAGACGUCAGACAUCAAAGAGGGAUUUAUGCUGAAGCCUUUUCCAAACAUGAACACAGAUCCCAACAUGACUCCCAGAUGGUAUCAAGAUGGCGAGAAGCUCUAACACAGGUUGCAAAUCUCUCUGGAUGGGAUCUACGUCAUAAGCCACAAUCUGUAGAGACUAAAAAGAUUGUUCAAAAGAUAAUUAAUAUAUUGGAUUGCAAAUCUUCAUCUGUUUCAAAAGAUUUAGUUGGAGUGGAUUCUCCUAUCCAAGAAUUAGAAAAGCUUUUACUUUUGGACUCAGUUGAUGAAGUUCAUGUGAUAGGAAUUUGUGGGAUGGGAGGAAUAGGGAAGUCAAGUCUUGCUACUGUUUUAUAUGAUAGAAUCUCUCAACAAUUUGGUGCAUGUUGUUUUAUUGAUGAUGUGAGUAAAAUUUAUAGAUUACAUGAUGGUCCACUUGGUGCACAAAAGCAAAUUCUAGACCAAACUCUCGGAGAAGAGCACCGUCAGAUAUGCAAUCAUUACGCUGCAACUAAUCUGAUACGACAUAGGCUAUGUCGGCAAAGGGCCCUUAUCAUUCUUGAUAAUGUUGGUCAAGUUGAACAACUAGAAAAAAUUGGUGUGCGUCGUGAAUGGUUAGGUGCCGGUAGUAGAAUCAUUAUCAUUUCUAGAGAUGAACAUAUAUUGAAACACUAUGGGGUGGAUGCAGUUUAUCAAGUUCCUCUCUUGAAUUGGACUAACUCUCUUCAAUUAUUGUGUCGAAAAGCUUUCAAACUUGAUCACAUUUUGAGUAGUUAUGAAAGGUUGGUUUAUGACAUACUAAAUUAUGUUGAUGGCUUACCACUAGCAAUUAAUGUAUUGGGUUCAUUUUUGUUUGGCCGAGAUAUAUCCGAUUGGAAAAGUGCAUUGGCUAGUUUAAGAGAAAAUCCAGACAAAGAUGUCACGGAUGUGCUCCGGUUAAGUUUUGAUGGGCUAAGGAAGACAGAAAAAGAAAUAUUUCUUCAUAUUGCUUGUUUUUUCAACAAGUAUAUGGAAAAAUAUGUUAAAAAUGUUUUAAAUUGUUGUGAAUUUCAUGCUGAUAUUGGAUUAAGGAUUCUCAUUGAUAAAUCACUUGUAAGCAUUGAAGAUGAAACAAUUGUAAUGCAUAAUUUGUUGGAAGAGCUAGGCAGAAAUAUUGUUGCAGAAUACACAAGUAAAGAGCGCAGAAGGUGGAGAAGGCUGUGGUUCGGCAAACAAAUCUACGAUGUUAUGUUGGAAAAUAUGGAAAAGAAUGUUGAAGCCAUAGUUUUGAAUCAUGAACACAUUAAUGAAGAUAUGGAUGCAGUGAUAUUUGAAGACUUUUCAAAUCUUAGAUUGCUCAUCAUCAAUAAUGAGAAAGUAUCGGGAAGCCUCAAUUGUCUUUCUAUCGAAUUGAGAUAUAUUGAGUGGAAUGAAUAUCCUUUCAUGUAUCUGCCAUCAAGUUUUCAACCCAAUCAACUUGUUGAGUUGAUAUUGAAGGAUAGCAGCAUCAGACAACUCUGGGAAGGCAAAAAGAAUCUGCCCAAAUUGAAAAUUUUGGAUCUGAGCCACUCCAAAAAUCUAAUAAAGUUGCCAAAUUUUGGAGAGUUCCCGAAUCUUGAGCGGCUAAAUCUGGAAGGAUGUAUAAAACUUGUGCAGUUGGAUCCAUCUAUUGAGCUUCUAAAAAAGAUUGUUUCCUUGAAUUUAAAUGGUUGCAAAAGUCUAGGAAGUAUACCCAACAACAUAUUUGGUCUCAACUCCCUUAAAGAUUUAAAUAUGUCUGGGUAUUGUUUCAGAGACUUUAACAAUACAAGGCUUUUGGUUAUGAGUGAAAUUGCUCCACGCUCUCAAUCAACAUCCUCCAUCUGUAAAUGGACCACAAAGCUUUACCAUUCAUUAUUUUCCACUCCCACAACAAACACAGUUAUGUUUCCUUCCUUUCAUAGCCUAUUUUUUUUACAUGAAGUUGAUAUUAGCUAUUGUGGUUUAAGCCAACUCCCUAAGGCUAUUGAAUGUUUAUGUUGGUUGGAAAUGUUGAGUCUUGGGGGGAACAAUUUUGUGACACUGCCUAGCCUUAGGAAGCUUUCCAAACUUGUAUAUUUGAACUUGGAGAAUUGCAAGUGGUUGGAAUCUUUGCCCGAGCUACCUUUCUCUACAAUCGAGCAGGAUUUUCAAAAGAACAAAUAUUGGAGAAGAGGAUUGUUCAUUUUCAACUGUCCUAAAAUAAAUGAUAAGGAACAAUGCGGUAGAAUGACAUUUUCAUGGAUGACACAAUUCAUUCAAGUGAACAAUGAAUACCCUGCUUUCUUUUACGUUAGUAUUGUUAUUCCAGGAAAUGAAAUACCAAGUUGGUUCAACAAUCAGAGUGUUGGUCAUUCAAUACCCGUAUCUCCUGUUAUGCAGGACAAGGACAAUAAUGUUGUUGGCCUUUUAUGUUGUGCACUAUUUUAUUCCGCACCUCAUUAUCCAACAAUAAUAGGAUCUUCUGCUAAGUUGAAACUGUCUGCAUUAAACAACACUGUCCAUCUUCCGGUAAUUAUCAAUGGAGACCUUAUUAGUGUCAAAUCAAAUCACAUCUGGCUAAUCUAUUUCCCUUGGAAGUCAUCUUAUAAUGAUUUGUAUGCUCCUUUCCAUGUUGAAACUUAUAUCCAUCCAUGCUUCGAUGUGCAAGUGAAGAGAUGCGGGUAUCGUUGGGUAUAUAAACAAGAUCUACAAGGGUUCAACUCAACAAUGACACAUCCCGAAUAUAUGUUAGCUCUAAAGCGCAAGUUUUUGGCAAUUGAAGAUGAGGCACAACCACAACUACACUCAUUCAGAUGGAGACAGACAACACAUGUACAAGAAGGUCAGGAAGAGUCUCAACAGAGAAGAAACAUUGACUUGAUUUUCUUUUCUGUUGUCACUCAAAGAAAUGUAAGUCAGAUGGCUAUGUCGAGCAGCAGCAACUCCUCCUCUUCAGCUCUGGUAACACUGCCAUUGAGGAAGAAUUUCGAUGUGUUUGUGAGUUUCAGGGGUCCAGAUACUCGCUUCAAUUUUACAGAUCAUCUUUUUGCUGCUUUUCAAAGUAAAGAAAUCAUUGCAUUCAGGGAUGACAAUGAUCUUGAAGAGGGAGAAUCCAUUGGACCCGAACUCCUUCGUGCAAUCGAAAACUCUCUGAUUUUCGUUGUGGUCUUCUCUAUAAACUAUGCUUCUUCAACUUGGUGCUUGCGAGAGUUAGAAAAGAUCCUUCAAUUAAGUCAAUUAUUUGGAAAACAAAUUUUGCCUAUUUUCUAUGAUGUUGAUCCUUCUGAUGUCAGACAUCAAAAAGGAAGCUAUGCUGAAGCCUUCUCCAAACAUGAACAAAGAUUUCAACAAGACUCUCAGAUGGUGCAAAGAUGGAGGGAAACUUUAACACACGUUGCCAAUCUCUCCGGUUGGGAUGUUCGUCAAAAGCCACAGUCUGCAGAGAUUAAAAAGAUUGUUCGAAAGAUAAUUAAAAUAUUGGAUUGCAAAUCUUCAUGUGUUUCAAAAGAUUUAGUUGGUAUGGAUUCUCCUAUCCAAAAAUUAGAAAAGCUUCUACUUUUGGACUCCGUUGAUGAUGUUCGUGUGAUAGGAAUUUGUGGGAUGGGAGGAAUAGGGAAGACAACUCUUGCUACUGUUUUAUAUGACCGAAUCUCUCAAUAUUUCAGUGCAUGUUGCUUUAUUGAUGAUGUAAGCAAAAUUUGUAGACUACAUGAUGGUCCACUCGGUGUACAAAAGAAAAUUCUAGAUCAAAUUCUCGGCCAAGAGAACCAUCAGAUAUGCAAUCAAUCAAACGCGGCUAAUCUCAGACGACGCAGACUAUGUCGUCAAAGGGUCCUUAUGAUUCUUGAUAAUGUUGGUCAAGUCGACCAACUAGAAAAAAUAGCCGUGCAUCGUGAAUGGUUAGGUGCCGGUAGUAGAAUUAUUAUCAUUUCUAGAGAUGAGCAUAUAUUGAAACAGUAUGGGGUGGAUGCAGUUUACCAAGUUCUUCUCUUGGAUAGGACUAACUCUCUUCAAUUAUUGUGUCGAAAAGCUUUCAAACUUGAUCACAUUUUGAAUAGUUAUGAAGGGUUGGUUAAUGGCAUACUACAUUAUGCCAAUGGCCUACCACUAGCAAUUAAAGUUUUGGGUUCAUUUUUAUUUGGUCGAGAUGUAUCUGAAUGGAGAAGUGCAUUGGCUAGAUUGAGAGAAAGUCCAGAAAAAGAUGUGAUGGAUGUUUUGCGAUUAAGUUUUGAUGACCUAAGGGAGACAGAAAAAGAAAUAUUUCUUCAUAUUGCUUGUUUUUUUAACAAGCUUAGGGAGAAAUAUGUUAAAAAUGUUUUAAAUUGUUGUGAAUUUCAUGCUGAUAUUGGAUUAAGGGUUCUCAUUGAUAAAUCACUUGUAAGCAUUGAAGAUGAAACGAUUGUAAUGCAUAAUUUGUUGGAAGAGUUAGGCAUAAGUAUUGUUGCAGAAAACACAAGCAAAGAGCCCAGAAAGUGGAGAAAGUUGUGGUUCGACAAACAAUUCUAUGAUGUUAUGUUGGAAAAUAUGGAAAAGAAUGUUGAAGCCCUAGUUUUGGGUCAUUAUCAUGAAGACGUUGAUAAGGAUAUGGAUGGAGUGAUUAUCGAAGACUUUUCAAAUCUUAGAUUGCUCAUCAUCAACAAGUAUGUGAAUUUAUCGAGAAGCCUCAAUCGUCUUUCUAAUGAAUUGAGAUAUAUUGAGUGGAGUCAUUAUCCUUUCAUGUAUUUGCCAUCAAGUUUCCAGCCCAAUCAACUUGUUGAAUUGAUUUUGAUGCGUAGCAGCAUCAAACAACUAUGGGAAGGCAAGAAGAAUUUGCCCAAAUUGAGAAUAUUGGAUCUGAGCCAGUCCGAAAAUCUAACAAAGAUGCCAGAUUUUGGAGAGUUCCCGAAUCUUGAGUGGCUAAAUCUGGAAGGAUGUAUAAAACUUGUGCAGUUGGAUCCAUCUAUUGAGCUUCUAAGAAAGAUUGUUUUCUUGAAUUUAAAUUAUUGUGAAAGUCUAGUAAGCAUACCCAACAACAUAUUUGGUCUCAGCUCUCUUGAAGAUCUAAAAAUGUCUGGGUGCUCUCGGUGUUGUUUCAAAGAGUUUAACAAUACAAGGGAUUUGGAUAUAAGUGAAACUGCUUCACAUUCCCAACCAGCAUCCUCCAUCUGCAAAUGGACCACAAAGCCUUACUAUUCCUUGUUUCCCACUCCCACAAUAAACACAGUUAUGUCUCGUUCUUUGCGUAGCAUAUAUUGUUUACGUGAAGUUGAUAUUAGCUACUGUGGUUUAAGCCAACUGCCUGAGGCUAUUGGAUGUUUACGUUGGUUAGAAAUGUUAAAUCUUGGGGGGAAUAAUUUUGUGACACUGCCUAGCCUUAGUGAGCUUUCCAAACUUGUAUAUUUGAACUUGGAGAAUUGCAAGCGGUUGGAAUCUUUGCCCGAGCUACCUUUCCCUACUUCUGUCGAGCAGGAUCUUCGAAAGAACAAAUAUUUGAAGGGAACAGGAUUGUUCAUUUUCAACUGUCCUAAAAUAAGGGAUAAGGAACGAUGCAGUAGAAUGACAUUUUCAUGGAUGACUCAAUUCAUUCAAGUGAACAAAGAAUACCCUGCCUUCUUUAACAUUGGUAUUGUCAUUCCAGGAAGUGAAAUACCGAGGUUGUUUAAAAAUCAGAGCGUUGGUAGUUCAAUACACGUAUCUCCUGUUAUGCAGGACAAAGGCAAUAAUAUCGUUGGCUUUUUAUGUUGUGUAGUAUUUUCUUUCGCACCUCAUUAUCCAACAAUGACAAGAUCUUGGUCCCAUUUGACACUGUAUGCAUUAGACAACAUUCUCUGUCUUCCGCUAUUUGUCAAUGGAGAUCUUAUUACUGUCAAAUCAAAUCACAUCUGGCUAAUCUAUUUCUCUUGGAAGUCAUCUUAUGAUGAUCUGUAUGCUCCUUUUCAUGUCGAAACUGAUAUCUCUGGAGGCUUGGAUGUGGAGGUGAAGAAAUGUGGGUAUCGUUGGGUAUAUAAACAAGAUCUACAAGAGUUCAACUCAUCAAGGAUGCAUCCCAAAAAGAUGUUAGCUCUAAAGCGCAAGUUUUUGGCAAUCGAAGAUGAUGCACAACCACAACCACAUCUGCACUCAUCCAGAUGAUGAAAUAAAUCCUAACUUGUAGCAACUAUGCUCACACGCAGUUUGAUCAAACUUCAAGACUGUUGGACUAUUUUCCAAUCCACUGUGUUAUUUGGUAAUAAGGUAAAAACAAAAGCUCAUCAAAUUAGAGAAAAAAUUCAACCAGUUUUCAUUGUGAUUGCUAGGAGACACGUUAAGCAAAUGGCAACCCUUGUACUCAUAAUAUAGAAGAACCAACACAUGGACAAGAAGGUCAGGGAGAGUCUCUACCAAAUGGAUAACAAAGAGGAAACAUUGACUUGAUUUUCAUCUCUGUUGUCACAAGAAGGCCAACAAGUGGAAAAAUGGGGUUCUGAAGUUAACAAAAGCUUGUUAGAUUAAGGUGUAACGUUUACAUAAGGAUAAUACAAUUUAUGUAGGUAUUUUUGUCCAAUAUGUUUUCACUGUAUUUGGAUCCAUAUUUUUGCAUAUAAUAAUAUGGCUGUUCUUUUUGGUUAUUUUUUAAUGUUUCAUUCAAGUCAUAUUAUUCAUGAUAUCACCCAAUAGUCAUUCCAGGAAUGCAAGUUCCCCAAGUUAGAAAAAUGAUUUGUGAUAAAGCAGGAAAAAUCUGAGGACACGUUAUUAUGAUGCAUCAAGAGUCACUAGAAGUGGUAGAAUUAGAGUUCUAAUCAUGCAAGUGAGCCCCUCCUUCACCGCACCAGAAGUUUGUGUUUGCUGUAACAUGUCGCAACCACUGUUCUUCAAUCAAUUCUGGUUCUGUACCGGAACAAUGACACCGUCUGUGGAAAUGGACUACUGAUUCCCGCGUUUUCCACAGUUGAACAUAUUCACUUCGGUUCAUCGAUUUGAAGCUCUCUCAACCUAUCAGAUCAGAGUUCCUGAGAUCGAACUUCAGAGCCACUGUUCUCGAUCUAUUUCGGUAGUGGGCCAACUCUAAUUUUCAGAAUUUCUUAAUCUUUAAUCUCCAAACCUUCCAGCGAAUUUCAGAAUAUUAUUCAAGCAAACCAAUAUUAUUCUGCUGCUACCUCCUUUCAUCAGGUUGAUAUUGUUAUUCCUGGAAGUGAAUAAGCGUCGACCCCUCUCCCAUUGUAUACGAUGAUAAUAUCAUUGGCAUUGUUCGUUGUGUCAUAUUUUCUGUGGCGCCUUUUGAUCCAACACGACAAGACAUGAAGGGUGGCCGAUAAUACGGUUAGGUUUUAAGAGCAGAAAUGUUGUGAAUAGCCACUAUUUUGUCAUUCCAGUAACUCUUUAUAGCUAUCUUAUAAAGGUAAAAUCAAAUCAU